AUGGCGGCGCCCCGUUGCCACGAGGAGGAGGAGGAGGGGGAGGGGGAGGGGUGUGGGGCGCUACGGGCCGUGUUCCCCCGCGACCCCGCGCUCUUCGCCGACACGUUCCCGGUUCGCUGCCGGUACCGGUUCUGCGGCCGCGUCCUUCGCAUCGCGCAGCACCACGGGCCGCGCCUGGGCACGGCCGGGUUCGUCUGGGACGCGGCCCUGGCACUGUGCCGGUACAUGGAGGCGGAGCAACUGGAUCUCCGGGGCCAGACGGUGAUCGAGCUGGGAGCCGGCACCGGCAUCGUCGGCAUCCUCGCGGCCAUGCUGGGCGGUGACGUCACCAUCACCGACCAGCCCGUGGCUCUGCAGCAGAUCCGCGAGAACGUGUCGCUCAAUUUCCCGGCGGGGGCGGGGCCCCGGGUCCUUCCCCUUCGUUGGGGUCACGACCAAACUUCUUUUCCCCCUCAUUUCACUUUCCUCUUGGCUUCCGACAUCACUUACGACCCCUCCUCCUUCCCCCUCCUCCUACGGACCCUCCUCCACCUCCGGCCCCGCCGCGCCCUGCUCAGCGCCAAGCUGCGGGGGGGCGGGGACGGGGACGGGGGUCCAUCCCGCUGCUUCUUCCGACGCCUCUUGCCGAUGGAUUUUGGGGUUCGGCUCUUGUGGACGGAACCCGAAGGGGAUAUCGAGAUCUAUGGGGUGACCCCUAAAGAGAGAGGGGAUCCCCAAAGCUCCCCUUCGCUAGGGGUGGGCUGA
This is a messenger RNA of Colius striatus (speckled mousebird), 744 nucleotides long. RefSeq names its product EEF1A lysine methyltransferase 3 (gene EEF1AKMT3). The coding region runs from base 1 to 744 and encodes 247 amino acids. The record is from RefSeq and is a predicted model, not a curated record. Gene Ontology annotation, biological process: peptidyl-lysine methylation. Lineage: Eukaryota; Metazoa; Chordata; Aves; Coliiformes; Coliidae. Gene Ontology annotation, cellular component: cytoplasm; cytosol. Gene Ontology annotation, molecular function: protein-lysine N-methyltransferase activity. The transcript is spliced from 4 exons.